Molecule: messenger RNA, 1875 nt
Organism: Mauremys mutica (yellowpond turtle)
Lineage: Eukaryota; Metazoa; Chordata; Testudines; Geoemydidae
Product: chemokine-like receptor 1
Exons: 2
Coding region: 196-1281 (361 amino acids)
Biological process (GO): inflammatory response; complement receptor mediated signaling pathway; phospholipase C-activating G protein-coupled receptor signaling pathway
Cellular component (GO): plasma membrane
Molecular function (GO): complement receptor activity; N-formyl peptide receptor activity
Source: RefSeq, a predicted model, not a curated record
ACAAAGCCAUCCCGGGCCUCUGGAGGGUUUGAGAUCCUCUACCCGAGAGAGCAGACGGGUCUGGCUUCAAAGGAGAGGAUCAGCAGGGGACGUCGCCCUUAGAGAGCCCCACUGACGGGAAAGGAGACAUCACACGCACUGUGAGCACUCAGAAGUGGAGAAAGAGGUAAGACAGAGAGAACUGAAGACAUCCCCAUGGCUGUGAAGGGCACCUCUCUCCCCACAACUCUCUUGGAUGUCUUCUCCACCUCCUCUUAUGAUGGCUACAAUCAUGACGAUGCGGUCCGGAAGCAAGCGCUCAUCAAUAAAAUGCAUGUGGUCACUAUGAUCAUCUAUUCCAUUGCCUUCGUGCUGGGAGUGAUGGGCAACGGGCUGGUCAUCUUCAUCACCGGCUUCCGGAUGAAGAGGACGGUCAACACCAUCUGGUUUCUCAACCUGGCCGUGGCCGACUUCAUCUUCACCUUCUUCCUCCCCUUCAGUGUGGCCUACACAGCCCUGGGCUUCCACUGGCCCUUUGGAAGGGCAUUGUGUAAGAUCAACAGCGCUUUGGCUUUCCUCAACCUCUAUGCCAGCGUCUAUCUCCUCAUGGUCAUCAGCAUAGACCGCUGCAUCUCCGUACUGCACCCUGUGUGGGCCCAAAACCACCGCACACCCCACCUGGCUUUACUGGUAGCCUUGGGUGUGUGGGUCGUGGCCUUCGCCUUGUGUUCUCCAAACCUAUACUUCCGCCACACGGCACCCUCCCCAUACAACAAGAACAUCACCAACUGCUACAACAAUUUCGACACGGCCGGGGAAGGGGCUACCAAAGAGCAGAAAGACAGGUCGGAAAACACAAACCACCGGGCCAUGAUCAUCAGCCGCUUUAUAUUAGGCUUCCUUAUCCCCUUCACCGUCAUCGUGUGCUGCUACAGUGCCAUCUUGGCCAAGGUAAGGAGGAACCAACUGGCCCGAUCUGGGAAGCCCUUCAAGGUCAUCGCCGCCGUGAUCGUGGCUUUCUUCCUCUGCUGGCUCCCCUACCACAUCUUCUCCUUCCUGGAGAUGAACCGGACACCCAGCCUGGACACCACCCUCAUUGUCGGCCUCCCCUUGACCGCCAGCCUGGCCUUCAUCAACAGCUGCCUCAACCCCAUCCUCUACGUCUUCAUGGGUCAGGACUUCAAGGAGAAGCUGCGCCGCUCCCUCUUCUCAGCCUUCGAAAGUGCCUUCAGCGAGGAGGCCGCCAGCACCGUUGCGAACACGAAGAGCAAGUCCACAGACACGGACUCCCAGGUCUUCUAGGCACCAUGCGUCUGCUGAGAGCUGGGAACCUCAGCUGUGUUCGGCCAGAAUCUCUCUCCCACAUCAACCGGGGCAAAAUUGACCCAAUGAACUCCACCCUUCCAUAGACAUGAUUCCCUGCUCAGCUCUGUUUGUGUUGAUAUACCCCUGCCAGGGAUGGUCUAGGUUCGCUUGGUCCUGUCUCGCCAUGGAAGAAGAGGCUUGAAAGCCUCUUGAGGUUCCUUCUAACCAUACAUUUCUGUGAACAGAUGCUUCCAUAUGGAUAGAUAGAAGCCAACGAAGAACAAAAUGCCAUCACCCGGUGGUGGGAUCCUUUGCUGAUUUCUCUGUAGUAAAUGCAUUCAGCGAGCAUAACUCGAGCAGCAUUUUCUAUACCCAAGCGUGAUUUUGGGGGCAUCCAGCUGGAGAUAUCUAGUGUUCGGAGGGACUUUGUCGAAAUAACAUCCUUUAAAAUGGCUCCAUUUGGUUUCUGAGAACAAACACUUAAACCUUGGCUUUUCUCCUUUCCUCCUUAAUAGCAUGUAUCUCAGUUUCUUAAUUAACAGAGUUUUAUUGGAAGCUGAGGCUGUAUGAAAUAAAAUGCUUGUGCUUGCA